AUGUCUCCAACUUCAGGAUUAUUAUUGGGUUCAUUACAUCAAUCUCCAUCACAAUCACAUCAACAAGAGAGAGUCAUUUUGAACAAAAAUCCAAAUCGUUCACAAUUACCAAUUAAAAACUUAUCAAAUAUCAGAUUACGUCGUGUUACAUUUGCAUUAGAUAAACUACCUGAUGAUCCUCCUCAACAAAUUCCUUCAAGAAGACCUAAAAAGGGCAAUGUCAUUGUUGUGGAAGAUUUAGUUGCAGGUCCUUCAAAGUUGAGCGUUGGUAUUACAAAUGAGUCUCAAAUUGAGGCUAAACAGUAUGAUGAGAAAGAUUUGAAGGCAGUCAUGGAAAACCAAAGAAGAGCAUUAGAAGAGGCUGAAAAGCAUGCACAAGAGGCUCAUUUCGCUGCAAGAAGAAUUGCAAAUGAAGUCAAGAAUUAUAAACAUUCCAAAAAGAAUGAAAAAGUUCAAGAAGAUGAAUUGGAUGUUGUUGCUGAUGAUGUUGGAAAUCUGGAAAUUGAUAAACCUAUUCAUUUACAUGAACAUCAUUAUGAAGAAGAGGAUCAUGAAACAGAUGAGGAUAUUCCUUUAGAAUUGAUUUAUACAAGAUGUUGUCAUUUAAGAGAGAUUUUACCAAUUCCUGCAACUUUAAAACAGUUGAAGAACAAACAUUCACCAUUGACAACUUUGAAAAUGUUGAAUCCAAAGCCAACUUUGAUUGAUGUUUAUUCAUUCAGUGAUUUCAUUGCAAUUGUUCCAAUCAAGAAUUUGGUCUUUGAUAACGUUUCCAUGAAUUCUGAAAUGUUGAAAGUUAUAUUAUCAUCAUUGAUAAACUCAACAACUAUUGAAAAAUUAUCAUUGAAAAAUGUUCCUAUUGAUGAGAUUGGCUGGAAAUAUCUAUGUAAAUUUUUGUCAAGAAAUAAAUCAAUUUCAAAAUUAGAUAUAUCACAAAUGAAGGUGAAAAGUGAUUUACCAUUGUCACAACAUCGUUCAGAAAUGGACUGGUCAUUGUUCAUAAACACUUUGGCACAUCGUGGUGGAUUAGUGGAGUUAAUUUUGAAUGGUUGUAAACUUUCCACAUUAGAUUUUUGCAGACUAAUUGAUGAAGGACUUUCAAUUUCAACUAAAAGAUUGGGUUUAGUCUCUAUGGAUUUGAACUUUGAUCAAUUGAAAAAGUUGGCGUCUUGGAUUACUUCAGAAUAUUCAACUUGUGAAGGUGUUGAUUUAGGAUUUAAUGAUUUAUCAAUUGACAAUAAUUUGAAACCACUUAUCAAGAAGUUGGCAAACAAUAAAAAUCCAAGAUUGGCUCAUAUGAGUUUCAAUUCAACAGGAUUAACAAAUGUGGAAGAUGCUGCUUUAUUGAUUCGUUCUUUAUCCAAAUUAACAAAUUUGAACUUUUUGGAUUUGAGUAAUUUGAAACAAAUUUUCCCAGGAAUUAUGCCUUAUCUAAACAAAUAUUUGCCAAGAUUUCCAAAUCUACAAAGACUACACCUUGAUUCUAAUGAAUUGAGUACAAAGAGUUUUAGCAUUUUGUCAGGUAUUAUUCCAAAAUGUGUACAUUUGAUACAUUUAUCAAUAAUGAAUCAAACUGCAAUCAGUUAUGCUGCAGCUGCUACUUUAUACAGUGCUGUUAAAUCUUCAAAAACAAUGUUGAAUUUAGAUAUUGAUUAUGAUUUGAUUGAUGAAAAGAUCAACUCAAGAAUUGCGGUUUGUUUAAUGAGAAACAUGGAAAGAACAAUGGGAGAUGAUUCACAUCAUCAUUUAGAUUCUUAUGAUGAUAUUUUAUUUGAUGGUUCAUUAAUUGCUGAAAGUGCUGGUAAAUUGUUGGAAAAAUUCAACACUAAUGAAAUUGAGAAUGAUGAAUUCAGUAAGAAGUUCCUUAAAAAGAAGUUUUUGAACAAGAUUAUGGAAUCAAGAUCAAACAUCAAUAAAACUAUUGAUGAGUUGUUGACUAAACAAGAAAACAAAUUGCUUUCAUUACAAGAAAAGGAAGAUUUAUUAAGAUUUUAUUUCUUGGAUAAUUCCCUAUUAAAGAUUUUAGAAAUUUUCCAAAAUUUGAAUGAUGAACAUUCUCAACAAUCUGAUGUCCAACCUCAUCAAAUGGUUACCGAAUUGAAUGAAGGUAAAGAGACUCCAAUUGAUGUCGCUACUGGUAAACCAAUCUUGUUGCGUUCUGUUUCUCAAACUUCAAUCCAGGCUAAAAAGCAAGAGGAAGAAGAAGGUGAAUUCCAUAGAUGGGGUUUUUUCGUUCAACAGCAACUCCCACCACCAAAUCAACAAGACUUAGCAACUUGGGCUAAAUUACCAUCUGGAGAAGAAUUAAGAGAUGCUGUUAUAAAAGCUAAAGGUAUCAAUUCGAUAAGUGAUUUGAUUGAUAAUGUUAAUGAGCAUAGAUUUAAUUUGGAUAAGAUUUAUCCAACGAUUAAAGAACAAUCAUCAAGCGCAACUAGUGAAAACAUUAGUGAUGAAAGUGCUGAUGAAUAUCAAGAAGUUGAUGAAGUUUAUGAUAAGUUGUUGAAUAGUUUACAAAAAGUUCGGUCAAAUAAGUGA
Molecule: messenger RNA, 2535 nt
Organism: Hansenula anomala
Lineage: Eukaryota; Fungi; Ascomycota; Saccharomycetes; Phaffomycetales; Wickerhamomycetaceae
Gene: GIP3
Product: protein phosphatase regulator GIP3
Exons: 2
Coding region: 1-2535 (844 amino acids)
Source: RefSeq, a predicted model, not a curated record